This is a messenger RNA of Coffea eugenioides, 2021 nucleotides long. Its product is annotated as guanosine nucleotide diphosphate dissociation inhibitor 2. Gene Ontology annotation, molecular function: Rab GDP-dissociation inhibitor activity. Gene Ontology annotation, biological process: small GTPase-mediated signal transduction; protein transport; vesicle-mediated transport. The transcript has 13 exons. NCBI's taxonomy places the organism in Eukaryota, Viridiplantae, Streptophyta, Magnoliopsida, Gentianales, Rubiaceae. The record is from RefSeq and is a predicted model, not a curated record. The coding region runs from base 267 to 1601 and encodes 444 amino acids. Gene Ontology annotation, cellular component: cytoplasm.
GAGGACCAAAUAAUCAUGAAACCACUUUUCAUUGCUUCCUCCCCUCAGCAAAGCAUAUUCUUUCCCAUUUGCUAUUACAAUUAAACUAUUAAGUCGGAUUCUCUCUCUUUUUCUCGCCAUUAGAUACAAAAAAAAUAUAUACAUAUAAUCAUCCAAAUCAUAGAGUCGGACUCAUUUGCCCUAAAUCGAAAAACCCUAGAAAUCGAGUCUUCAAUUUUUCCUUUUCUCUGUCCAGUUUCAGUCCCUGAUCUGAUCGAUCUGAAAAUAUGGAUGAAGAAUACGAUGUGAUUGUGCUUGGAACCGGUCUCAAGGAGUGCAUCCUCAGUGGUCUCCUCUCCGUCGAUGGCCUUAAGGUUCUGCAUAUGGAUAGAAAUGACUAUUAUGGAGGAGAAUCUACUUCACUUAAUCUUGUUCAGCUAUGGAAGAAGUUCAGAGGAAGUGAUAAUCCUCCAUCAAACCUCGGUUCUAGCCGGGAUUACAAUGUUGACAUGAUGCCAAAGUUUAUAAUGGCAAAUGGUGGUCUUGUAAGGGUCCUCAUUCAUACUGAUGUAACUAAAUACUUGUACUUCAAGGCUGUUGAUGGUAGCUUUGUCUAUAGCAAGGGCAAGGUUCACAAGGUUCCUGCAACUGACAUGGAGGCCCUUAAAUCUCCUUUGAUGGGUAUUUUUGAGAAGCGUCGUGCUCGCAAGUUCUUCAUAUAUGUCCAGGCUUAUAAUGAGAAUGAUCCAAAAACACAUGAAGGGAUGGAUCUGACACGAGUGACUACUAGGGAGUUCAUUGCAAAAUUUGGUCUUGAUGACAACACUAUGGACUUUAUUGGCCAUGCAUUGGCACUCUAUAGAGAUGAUCACUACUUGGAUGAGCCUGCAUUGGACACUGUUAAGAGAGUAAAGUUGUAUGAGGAGUCUCUAGCUCGUUUUGGAGGAGGUUCACCGUACAUUUACCCUCUGUAUGGGUUGGGAGAGCUUCCUCAGGCAUUCGCUCGUUUAAGUGCUGUCUAUGGUGGGACCUAUAUGUUGAACAAACCUGAGUGCAAGGUAGAGUUCGAUGAGGAAGGAAAAGUCUUGGGUGUCACAUCCGAAGGGGAAACAGCUAAGUGCAAGAAAGUUGUUUGUGAUCCUUCCUACUUGCCCAACAAGGUUAGGAAAGUUGGAAAAGUUGCUCGAGCAAUUGCAAUUAUGAGCCAUCCCAUUCCAAACACCAAUGAUUCUCAUUCAGUGCAGAUUAUUCUCCCUCAGAAACAGUUGGGUCGCCGCUCAGACAUGUAUGUAUUCUGUUCUUCUUACUCUCACAAUGUUGCACCAAAAGGAAAGUUCAUUGCAUUUGUCUCGACAGAAGCUGAGACUGAUCACCCUGAGACUGAACUUAAGCCGGGGAUAGAUCUUCUUGGGCCUGUGGACGAGAUAUUCUUUGAUAUUUAUGACAGAUAUGAACCAGUCAAUGAGCCUUCUCUUGACAAUUGUUUCGUAUCAACAAGUUAUGAUCCGACAACUCAUUUUGAGUCAACUGUUGUGGAUGUGCUCAAUAUGUAUACCAUGAUCACUGGAAAGGUUCUUGACCUCAAUGUGGAUCUAAGUGCUGCCAGUGCUGCUGAAGAAUGAGGAACUCUGUGUUUGUUGAUGCAUAUGUGCUACUCUCUGUUUUUAGCCUGCCAAACUCUUUAGAUAUAAGAUUUUGGCAGGAUCUGCUAUGUAAAAUUGGAUUGAGUUGAAUUUGAUCCUUUGUUUUCCUUGCAGAAUGUCCCAUAAAAUGCCUUAGUGUCAUCAGCUUCCUCUUGAAAAUUAUUUGUUUAUGCGGUUAUGGUCGGUGCUUUCAUCCUUUAACCUUUCUAGCUUCUACCCUUGGGAACUGCAUCAUUGAUAUGGUGCUAGGUUAGUUUGGAACUGGAGAAGGAUGCUUUCUGGAUAUAUUUUGUUGGAUUACUUAAGGGGGUGCUUGGGCAGCUCAAGAGUUUAGCCCUUUUGGAUGUCCUCUGGAUUCCAAAUGGCUAAUAUAAUUGAUCUCAGUUAUCCAUUUGCUAA